AGAUAUGAAAUUGUGAGAUAUAGGAGGGAGGACCAAAGAAAGCAACGAUAUUUGUUUGGAGUUAUUCCGCCAAUGGUGCAGAUCAACAAAAACAGAGGAGGGAUUGAAGGGUUGAGGAAUGGGGCACCAAAUCCCAAUCCCAAUCCCAAUCCAAUCCCCUCCGUAGCAUUACUCCCCCUUCCCACGACGGCCAUUCAUGGAUCACCCCGGCGGCCACGCUCCUCUUUCUGAACCCAACACCCCAACCACCCCAAGACCCACCCUAUUCCUCUCCACUUCGGGCAAAGCCCUUCUUGUCUCAAACUCCAACAAAUCCCUCGUCAUUUCCAAUUCCGGCAAACGCCUCGUCGAGACACCCUGCAAGAAAAAAUAUGUUAAACAGGUCACCGGUCGUCAUAAUGACACCGAGCUUCAUCUUGCCGCGCAACGCGGUGAUGCUGCUGCUGUUAGGAAUAUUCUGGCUGAGAUUGAUGAUCAAAUGAUGGGAACGCUUAGUGGUGCUGAGUUUGAUGCUGAAGUUGCGGAUAUAAGGUCUGCCAUUGUUAAUGAAGUUAAUGACUUGGGUGAAACCGCGCUUUUUACCGCUGCUGAGAAAGGUCGUUUUGAUGUUGUUAAAGAGCUUCUUCCUUAUACCACCAAAGAAGGACUAUCUUCCAAAAACCGCUCUGGUUUUGAUCCCUUGCAUAUUGCAGCAAAUCAAGGUCACAAAGAGAUUGUGCAGUUGCUGCUAGACCAUGAUCCAGAGCUAAUCAAGACAUUUGCACAGUCAAAUGCAACUCCUCUUGUAUCUGCAGCUACAAGAGGGCAUGCGGAUAUUGUUGAAUUGUUACUAUCUUAUGAUCCUAGUCAAUUGGAGAUAGCUAGAUCCAAUGGAAAGAAUGCACUUCAUUUAUCUGCACGUCAGGGAUAUGUUGAUAUUGUCAAGAUAUUGUUAGGGAAGGACCCGCAACUUGCUCGAAGGACUGAUAAGAAAGGACAAACGCCCCUUCAUAUGGCGGUCAAAGGGGUUAACUGUGAAGUGGUGAAGUUGCUUCUUGCUGCUGAUGGUGCAAGUGUCAUGCUUCCAGACAAGUUUGGCAAUACUGCAUUGCAUGUAGCCACCAGGAAGAAGAGGGUAGAGAUAGUGAAUGAGUUGCUGCUUCUUCCCGACACCAAUGCGAAUGCCCUUACAAGAGACCACAAAACACCUCUUGACCUUGCGGAAGCACUUCCAAUAUCAGAAGAGAUUUUGGAGAUCAAGGACUCACUUAUUCGUUAUGGUGCAGUUAAAGCCAAUGAUCUCAACCAGCCAAGGGACGAGCUGAGGAAAACCAUGUCUCAGAUUAAGAAAGAUGUUUCUUUUCAGCUUGAACAAACUCGAAAAACAAACAAGAAUGUGAAUGGGAUUGCCAAGGAGCUACGCAAGUUGCACAGAGCAGGAAUCAACAAUGCUACCAACUCUGUAACUGUGGUUUCUGUGCUAUUUGCAACGGUUGCAUUUGCAGCACUUUUCACAGUCCCUGGUGGGGAUCAUGAUAAUGGGAUGGCUGUGAUGGUUCACACUGCAUCUUUCAAGACCUUUUUCAUCUCUAAUGCUAUUGCACUUUUCACUUCGUUGGCUGUGGUGGUGGUUCAAAUAACUGUUGUUAGAGGGGAGAUAAAGUCUGAGAGAAGGGUUACAGAGGUGAUCAAUAAGAUGAUGUGGUUAGCCUCUGUGUGCACCUCAGUUUCAUUUGUUGCAGCAUCUUAUAUAGUAGUUGGUCGACGCAGCCUGUGGGCUGCAAUCCUUGUUACUGUUGUAGGGGCGAUUGUAAUGGGUGGUGUUCUUGGAACAAUGACAUACUAUGUUAUCAAAUCCAAACGUCACCGAAGAGUGAGGAAGAAAGAGAAGAUCUCAAGGAAUGGAACACAUUCAUGGCGUAAUUCUGAUUCGGAAUCAGAAGUAAAUCCAAUUUAUGCUAUUUAAUAGUCACUUUGCACUUACAAU
Molecule: messenger RNA, 1966 nt
Organism: Medicago truncatula (barrel medic)
Lineage: Eukaryota; Viridiplantae; Streptophyta; Magnoliopsida; Fabales; Fabaceae
Product: ankyrin repeat-containing protein ITN1
Exons: 3
Coding region: 197-1945 (582 amino acids)
Cellular component (GO): plasma membrane
Molecular function (GO): protein binding
Source: RefSeq, a predicted model, not a curated record